GGGCACUAACUUUUAAAAAUGGCUGCCCCCAUGAAGGAGGCAGAUUCAAACCGAAGAAAACUAGAAGAUGAUGCUCUGGACUUAUCUUCGCCUUCUUUUGAUCCUCUAAGAGCUCUUUAUAGCAGAAGGACUCAGUUGCCAUGUCCAGACAUAGUUCCACUAAAUAACAUCGCCGAAUAUGUAUCUUACAGUGAAGGGAAAUCCAGACGUCAGAGAAGAAGACAAACAGACACUGUGGCAGUGAAGCCUCAGGAGGACGAUGGAAAAUCAAUAUCACGUGAUACCAAGGAAAGUUUUAGCCAAAAGUGUGCGUCUGGACAGAAUACUACAACACAAAAUGACAAUGCUGACAAUUUUGCAAAAGCCACCACGGGUAAUGAUGAGAGGGAUGAUAAAAGAAAAACACCGAGAAACAGAAGGAAUGUCCUCACAAGAUUGGAAGGCUACCAAAGAGGACCACUUAGUUUUCUGCGAAGAUGUGUAAAUGAAAAGUUAUUAAUUCAAGUUUGGAUUCGGAGUGCAGUUGAUCUAAGGGGAAUGUGCAAAGGCUAUCUUAUAUCUUUUGACAAGCAUUUUAAUUUGGCAAUGAUAGAUGUGGAUGAGCUCUAUAGAUGCCCAAUUUCAAAAGAAAUGCAACAACGCAAAGAAAACAAGAGAGAGAAGCGAAGACUUAAACAACUAAAGGAUCAAAUGGCCGAGUUAUCGGUAACUGAACAACCUUUAACCACCACAGAUGUUUGUUUAAGGACUUCUGUCAACAGAGAGGAAAGUGAAAACAAAAUCUUAUCCUCUUCUCUGGCACCUAACGAAACAACAGCACCCAAAACAGAAUUAAUACAAGAAUCACUUGACAAAGACUUUUCAAAAGUUCAACCUGUGAAGAGUAUUGAAACAUUAGAUAAAAAUCUGAACGAUUCAUUGAAAGGUACUAAAGAAAACAAAAUCAUAUCCUCUUCUCUGGCACCUAAUGAAACAACGGCACCCAAAACAGAAUUAACACAAGAAUCACUUGACAAAGACUUCUCAAAAGUUCAACCUGUGAAGAGUUUUGAAAUAUUAGAUAGAAAUCUGAAAGAUUCAUUGAAAGGUACUGAAGAAAGUGACUUGGACAGUUCAAAUAGGCAAGAUCAAAUUGCUGAACAAGUUCAAUCUACUGAACGGAGCACUUUACCAUGUGAACAGGUUCCAGCCACUUCCAGUGAACAGGAUCCUGUCUCUGUUUGUGAAGAACCAGCAUCCCAGAAAUCUUCCUCUCCUUUUAGAGAAAGACAUGUAAAUCAGUUGUUUAUUAGAGGAGAUAAUGUUGUUUCCAUUAUGAUUUUAGAUUAACAUUGCUUAUUAACAGAGGAGAUAUAAAUGUAAAUUUAUGUGGUUUCCUUUUCUAUGAUGUUGGAGUAAAAUUGUUCUUUAUUAGAGAUUGUUGGUUUUUAGGUCACCUGAGUAAACUUGGGUGACCUAUUGUAAUUGGCUGUUGUCGUGUGUUGUGUGUCAUGUUUAACUUCUUGAUAAAUACCAUUCCAAUUCUUUUCAAAUUUGGUAUGAAGCAUUGUUGGGACAAGGGGGACCUAAAUUGUAAAUUUCUGGAUUUCUGCACCCCUGGGGCGUUAGGGUCGGGGCAAAAAUUAACCAAUUUUCAAAAUUUUUUUUUUUUUUUUACAACCACACAUGUGUAAGAGAAACUAAAUGUAUAGUGAUGUUGAUCAGGAAAACUUAUACCAAAAUUGUAAAUUUCAUAAUCCCUGGGUUUAGCUUCUGACUCCAGGGAGGGUCCAAACUUGGUAUUUACAAUAUAUAUUUGUAAAACAUUUAGACGAUACCUUAUUUAAUGCUAUUGAAACUAAAUAGAUAUAGAAGGAGUAGGUAGUCCAUUACCAAAAUUGUAAAUUUCAUGAUCCUAGUGGCUAAGGGUCUGGUUCCAGGGUAGAGCCAAAUUACUAUUGUGAUUAUAUUUUCUUUAUCAUUUGAAAUACUUCUUGAAGUUUGCUGAUAUGGUAUAUAAACUACAUGCAUAUUUAGGAUGUACCAAACUUGUGAAUUUCACAAGCCCAGGAUAUGACUCUAGGAUCAUUAAUGUUACAUAUAUUAUAUUAUGUAAAGCCUUUCAUCGCUAUCGCCAAGUUCGAGGGCAUUUAAAAGAAAGAUAUUUUCUUUAAACUUGUGUGUACUUUUGUUGAAGAUUAGUACCAGUAUUCAAAACAGGAUUUUUUUUCUAGAUUUCGAAAGCCUGUGGACUAGUGAUACAUAUAACUACUGUAAUACUCAGGUGACCGAUAAAGCCUGUGGACUAGUGAUACUUAUAACUAGUACUCAGGUGACCGAUAAAGCCUGUGGACUAGUGAUACUUAUAACUAGUACUCAGGUGACCGAUAAAGCCUGUGGACUAGUGAUACUUAUAGCUAGUACUCAGGUGACCGAUAAAGCCUGUGGACUAGUGAUACUUAUAGCUAGUACUCAGGUGACCGAUAAAGCCUGUGGACUAGUGAUACUUAUAACUAGUACUCAGGUGACUGAUAAAGCCUGUGGACUAGUGAUACUUAUAGCUAAUACUCAGGUGACUGAUAAAGCCUGUGGACUAGUGAUACUUAUAACUAGUACUCAGGUGACUGAUAAAGCCUGUGGACUAGUGAUACUUAUAACUAAUACUCAGGUGACCGAUAAAGCCUGUGGACUAGUGAUACUUAUAGCUAAUACUCAGGUGACUGAUAAAGCCUGUGGACUAGUGAUACUUAUAGCUAGUACUCAGGUGACCGAUAAAGCCUGUGUACUAGUGAUACAACUAAUACUCAGGUGACCGAUAAGGCCUCUGAGGACCUCUUGUUCUAUUAAGAUAUUGAAAUAAACUUGUUGAUUGAA
Messenger RNA from Ostrea edulis (European flat oyster), 2853 nucleotides. RefSeq lists its product as uncharacterized. The record is from RefSeq and is a predicted model, not a curated record. The transcript is spliced from 4 exons. NCBI's taxonomy places the organism in Eukaryota, Metazoa, Mollusca, Bivalvia, Ostreida, Ostreidae. Gene Ontology annotation, cellular component: U7 snRNP. Gene Ontology annotation, biological process: mRNA 3'-end processing by stem-loop binding and cleavage. Gene Ontology annotation, molecular function: U7 snRNA binding. The coding region runs from base 19 to 1329 and encodes 436 amino acids.